Messenger RNA from Kwoniella botswanensis, 1119 nucleotides. RefSeq lists its product as uncharacterized. Gene Ontology annotation, molecular function: 2-oxoglutarate-dependent dioxygenase activity. The transcript is spliced from 5 exons. Gene Ontology annotation, cellular component: cytoplasm. Bases 1 to 1119 code for a protein of 372 amino acids. The record is from RefSeq and is a predicted model, not a curated record. Lineage: Eukaryota; Fungi; Basidiomycota; Tremellomycetes; Tremellales; Cryptococcaceae.
AUGACCACCACUUUAGUAGAAAGUAUUCCAAGUCUUCAGCAAGCCACCGCGACUCUUCGUCUAAGUGGCGGAGAAGAGCCACCGGCGCAACCUGAGAAAAAGGUCAACAAGGUCCCUCCUCCCGAUUACAAGUACAAGAGGUUUUUACCGACUUUCGAUCGAGAGACAAAGUACGAUCCGCUCACUCCGUUCGAGCACCAUGAUCCAGGAUUGGAUGCGUUGAAACACGAAAAUCCAAGGGAGUUUCUAGAUGGUGCCACUGUCACUUCUCUAUCUCCAAAUUUCGGUUCUGAGGUCGAAGGUAUACAGUUGAGCAAGUUGGAUGCUAGAGGCAAGAGUCAACUCGCUCUGUUUGUCGCUCAACGAGGUGUCGUUGCCUUCCGAGACCAGGAUUUCAUUGACCAAUCGCCCGAAUGGCAGUUGAACGAGUGGGGCAAAACAUUCGGUAGAUUACAUGUUCACCCUACCUCGGGUGCACCCGAGGGUUAUCCAGAAUUCCACUUGGUCUAUCGAGAUGCAGCACCCAAGAAGGGUCUCCCAUCUUACAAUCCCAACAAGCUCUCCAGUACCGGUUGGCACUCUGAUGUAACUUACGAAGAACAACCUCCAGGGUUGACCACCUUGUUUUUGUACGAUUCACCUGCCUCAGGUGGAGAUACCGGAUAUGUCUCGCAAGUUGAGGCGUACAAGCGACUCUCUCCACCAUUCCAACAAUUCCUCGAAACCUUGUCAGUCGUCCAUUCCGGAGUCGCCCAAGCAGACUUCAGCAGAGCAGGUAACAGAGGCGGUGUAGUCAGACGAGAACCUGUCGAAAAUGUCCAUCCACUCGUAAGGAAACAUCCAGUUACUGGCGAAAAGGCUUUGUUCGUGAAUAAACAAUUCUCGAGAUAUAUUGUUGGUCUCAAAUCUGAAGAAUCAGACGCUAUCUUGGAGUUACUAUACACCCACAUCGCUCAAGGCCACGAUUUCCAGAUCAGAGCUAAAUGGAAGCCUAAGACUGUCGUGUUAUGGGACAACCGAAUUACUGCUCAUACAGCUAUCGGGGACUACUCACCUGAAAGGGACGGUUUCAGACACGGAUCCAGAAUCACUCCCCAAGCGGAACGGCCUUUCCUUUGA